UCCAUUCAGUGUAUAAACAGAAGUUUGUUGUGCGGUUGUGUGUGACAAAAUAUUAUGAAAUCUAACGAGGAUGCCAUUACUCUAGACGCCGCGUUGGAAAGAACUGGUAACGGCCUCUAUAACAUCCUGCUGGUGGCGACAUGUGGACUCAUUCUGCUGGGAAUUGGAGUCGACAUGUUUGGGUUCAGCUUAGUCGUGGCUGCCGCCUGUGAUCUUAAUCUAAAUGUGACACAAAAGGGUAUACUGACGUCACUGCCUCUGAUUGGUAUUUUGCUGGUAUCAUACCCCUGGGGCUACAUUUCUGACACUAAAGGCAGACGAUAUUCAUUAAUCAUAUCAGUACUUGUUGGCUCUUUACUGUCAUCACUGUCGAGUCUUGCGAGCAACUGGAUCGUUCUUGGGUUGAUAAAGUUCCUAUCUGUGUGUUUUUCUUGUGCUGCACACUCUGCAUCGUACACUUUGUUGGGAGAGUCUUGUGUUCAGAGAGUCAGAAGCAAAUAUAUGUUGAUAAUAACCUGUCUCAUCAUACUGUCCCCAGCAGUAGCGGCCGUGCUUACGUACCCCACGCUGCUUCUAAACUUCAAAAUUGACAUUCCGUUCCUGAGUCUCACAUUUACACCAUGGAGACUGUUAAUCAUAGUGCUGGCAUUACCAGCUGGAUUAGGCGGUAUUGCUAUAUGCUUCUUUUGUGAAUCUCCCAAGUUCCUGGCAAACUAUGGGAGAGAGGAUGAAGCUUUAGAAGUAUUGAACACUAUUCACAGAAUCAACCACCGAGGAUCGAAAGAACCACUACAGAUACCGUCGCUGGUACUUGAGGGUUCAGGAGAUGGGAAGCAUAAGACUCUAUGGCAGUCGCUGCACGAACAGACUGCGCCAUUGUUUCGACCGCCUAUGCUGUGGAGGACACUGCAGCUCUACUUUAUUGUUUUCGUAGUCUAUAUCACUAAUAAUAGUUUCCUGAUUUGGUUGCCAUAUGUGUUGAACUUAGUUCGUCUGAGCCUUUCAACAUCUGAUGAAUAUGACAGUUUCUGCCAUCUGAUAUCUUUGAAAGAUGACAUCACUAAUGGAACCACUUCCAAUAAUGCUACAGAUACUCUUUGUGUGGGCAAAGUCGAAGACAAUGUGAUCAUUACAUUAAUAAUAUCUCAGCUCAUAUUUUCUUUCCUUACCAUCGUUAUUUCAUACCUGAUGAAGUGGAGACGGAUUGUACUCCUGACGAUCCUCUUGAUCUCUGCAUUGAGUGGACUCUUGAUUAACCUGAUGCCGGAACCAAUAUCAAGUGUUGUGGUAUUUAUGAUGUUUACGUGUACGAACCUUGGGAUGGGCAUUUUGGCAUCGUAUUUUGUGGACUUGUACCCUACUUCCUACAGAGGAAUGGUGACGUGUCUCAGUAUUAUGGUGGGCAGGACCAGCACCUUCAUCGGUAUCAAUACGGUCGGGAACUUACUCUUCAGUCACUGCGAGAACACUUUCUACAUGUGGUCUUUACUCGUUUUUAGUAGCAUUUUAGCGGCCUGGUUCCUGCCCCCAGAUAAAACUAAGCAAAUUCCAGGAUAGAUAAUAAUCAAUCUGUCAACAGUAAGGGGGUUUGGAUUUGACCCAGUUAAAUAAACAGGGCAAGUUAAAUAAAACCGUUUGAAAACCAGCGUUUUGUGUUCCAGUUUGAAGAAUGAGUUGUGAUCGGGAACUUAUUGCAGUAUGCUACGCCUUAGAUGAUACUCGACUAAUUAUAUUGUUACUGUUGCGGCAGAUGAGACAAAGUAGUACCUAUUUUCAUGUUACUAACUUGGCUAUAUUGAAAUUUUCAUUUCUGUCGAGGAUCUUCAGACAACCUCAACGUAUCGUAACACAGAACCUACAACACAAUUUACAAUUUUUGUCUUAUCUUGUCUUUUAGACAAGUUUCCAAUAUUGUUUAAUAUUAGAAUAAAUAUAACAGAUUAAAUAGUGAAAAAAAUCCUACAAUGUAUCACCAGCGAUAUAACAAUCUGUAAUAUGUAUAAUUAAUAGUGAAUUUGUAAUUUAAGUAGUCUAACUCGUACCAUAACACAGUAUUAUUUAUUAUUAUAUUGAACUAGCUGACCCGACAGACGUUAUUUUGUACAUAAUAAAAAAAUACUGUUUUUCUAUGAAUUUGUCAAUAAUAUUUUAUAACAUCAAUAAUUAUUUUGUAAAAUAUGC
Leptidea sinapis is the source of this 2181-nucleotide messenger RNA. RefSeq names its product synaptic vesicle glycoprotein 2C-like. The record is from RefSeq and is a predicted model, not a curated record. The transcript is spliced from 11 exons. Gene Ontology annotation, biological process: transmembrane transport. Lineage: Eukaryota; Metazoa; Arthropoda; Insecta; Lepidoptera; Pieridae. Bases 55 to 1557 code for a protein of 500 amino acids. Gene Ontology annotation, molecular function: transmembrane transporter activity.